This is a messenger RNA of Daphnia pulex (common water flea), 1699 nucleotides long. Its product is annotated as hemocyte protein-glutamine gamma-glutamyltransferase-like. NCBI's taxonomy places the organism in Eukaryota, Metazoa, Arthropoda, Branchiopoda, Diplostraca, Daphniidae. Bases 32 to 1558 code for a protein of 508 amino acids. Gene Ontology annotation, biological process: peptide cross-linking. Gene Ontology annotation, molecular function: protein-glutamine gamma-glutamyltransferase activity. The record is from RefSeq and is a predicted model, not a curated record. The transcript is spliced from 13 exons.
UUUUUGUUAUUCAUUUCAUUUUUUAGGCGCAAUGAGUUCUUCAUCAUUGAAUCAACCCGGAUCUCCAGGCAUGCUGCGUCGUUCGAACAUGACUCAACAAGGAUCACCAGUUAUGUUGCAUCGUUCAAUGAGCAAUUCCGGUUUGAACAACUUGGCCCAUUCGUCGAGCUUCGUUCGCCGUAACAACGAUCGCGAUGGAAUGGGUACCAACGCCGGAGUCAGUCCGGGUGGCAGCAACGCCGCUUACCGCUCCUCAUUGGUCUCGCACUACGCCGAAGAUUUGGACAGACGUCGUCGCGCUGAACGAGCUGUCGAAGAGAUUCGUACCGAUGGAGUGCCAUCCGAUAACCUGAAGAUCGAAUCUGUUGAGCUGUUAUCACGAGACAACGCCCGAGAACAUCGCACUGAUCGCUACGAGAUGGUUUCCGAACACGGCCACGUCCGUGACAAACAUGGCUUCCAUGUCUUCGAUGUCGCCAAUGUUGUCGAUGGACUACGUUCAUCUUCUUCACCGUCGACUACCGUUCUCCGUCGUGGCCAGCCUUUCUUCAUGGCUAUCCGCAUGAAGGAUCGUAACUUUGAUCCACGCCGUGACAUCUUGCGGGCAUCGUUUACUUUUGGCCCCAAUCCUCAAGUGACCAAGGGAACCAAAGUCGUUUUGCCUUUCCGCAUGAAUCAGCGCGAAUUCAGCCGGGCCCCGCAAAAGUGGGACAUGCGUCUUCAUCAACAGGAGGGUUUCAACAUCACUUUCCAAGUUCACAUCCCCGCCAACGCGCUCGUCGGAUUAUGGCGAGUGAAUAUUGAAACGACGACAACGACGCCCGGUGCACGGGUCGACGAAUUCCGUUUCAAGGAUGACAUUUACAUCUUGUUCAACCCCUUCUGCCGAGACGACCCAGCACUCACCACCGCCCGAAAGGACGCCGUUGGGUCUACGGACAGUUCCAACGUUGCUUUGCCAGCUGCUCAGCUUUUGCUUGAACAGUCUGGUCUCAACCCGACCGAGAGAGGCAACCCUGUCCAAGUCGUCCGCGCCAUUGCUUCCAUCAUUAACGCCAACGAAGGCUUUGGAUUGUUGGAAGGCAAAUGGGAAGGCUCGUUCGAAGAUGGUGUUUGCCCGUGGGUGUGGACUGGAAGUAACAAAAUCUUCGAGCACUACUUGCGCAACGGAUCCAAGCCAGUCAAAUACGGACAAUGCUGGGUGUUUGCCGCCGUGGCCACUUCCAUCUUCCGCGCUUUGGGUAUUCCAUCUCGUCCCGUGACCAAUUUCGUUUCCGCACGUGAUACCAACCACACCCUGUCCGUCGACAAGUACUUUGACAUCUUUGGCGAUGAGAUGAAAGGUGGCCCAGAUGGCGACAAUCAAGAUGCCGUUUGGAACUUCCACGCUUGGACUGAAGUUUGGAUGUCACGGCCUGAUCUCCAAGCCAAUUGCAAUGGAUGGCAGGCUAAUGAUCCCACUCCCCCUCCUCAUUUCUGGCAGAAGAACACGGGAGUAGAUCAAAAGAGCCGUAGACCGUUGGUCGUUAAAGCUUUCCGUCGUAGACCCUCUUCGUGACUCUAGUGACGAAUGAUGACAAACUUAAAAUUGCAGCUGUGAGCCGAGGUCAACGCUGAAGUGAGUCACUUCCAGGAAGACGAGACUUCACACUGGGGAUACAGGAAAAUUCACGUCAACAACUACCAGUAACAUUUAAAA